AGUGCUUCAUCUCCAUGAAUGUUCAUUAAGGAUGUUUGAUUGCUCUUGUAUUGGAAAUCUGUUAAAUCUAGAAAUGCUUAGCUUUGCUGAUUCUGGCAUUGAAUGGUUACCUUCUACAAUCGGAAAUUUGAAGAAGAUAAGGCUAUUGGAUUUGACAAAUUGUCAUGGUCUCUGUAUAGCUAAUGGUGUCUUUAAAAAAUUGGUCAAACUUGAAGAGCUCUAUAUGAGAGUGGUUCGUCAACAUAGAAAGGCGGUCAACCUCACUGAGGAUAACUGCAAUGAGAUGGCAGAGCGUUCGAAAGAUCCUUCUGCACUAGAACUUGAGGUCUGUAAAAAUAGCGUUCAACCAAAGAAUAUGUCAUUUGAGAAGCUACAGCGAUUCCAGAUCUCAGUGGGGCGUUAUUUUAUGGAGAUUCCAUAAAGAGUAGGCACUCGUAUGAAAACACAUUGAAGUUGGUUGUUCAAAAAGGUGAAUUAUUGGAAUCUCGAAUGAACGAGUUGUUUAAGAAAACAGAGGUGUUAUGUUUAAGUGUGGGAGAUAUGAAUGAUCUUGAAGAUAUUGAGGUUAAGUCAUCCUCACAACCUUUUCAAUCCUCUUCGUUUUACCAUUUAAGAGUCCUUGUCGUUUCAAAGUGUGCAGAGUUAAAACACCUCUUCACACCUGGUGUUACAAACACUUUAAAAAAGCUUGAGCAUCUUGAAGUUUACAAAUGUGAUAAUAUGGAAGAACUCAUACAUACCGGGGAUAGUGAAGAAGAGACGAUUACAUUCCCCAAGCUGAAGUUUUUAUCUUUGUGUGGGCUACCAAAGCUAUCGGGUUUGUGCAAUAAUGUCAAAAUAAUUGAGCUACCACAACUCAUGGAGUUGGAACUUGACAACAUUCCAGGUUUCACAAGCAUAUAUCCCAUGAAAAAGUAUGAAACAUCUAGUUUGUUGAAGGAAGAGGUUCUGAUUCCUAAGUUAGAGAAACUGCAUGUUAGUAGUAUGUGGAAUCUGAAGGAGAUAUGGCCUUGCGAAUUUAAGACGAGUGAGGAAGUUAAGUUCAGAGAGAUCGAAGUGAGUAACUGUGAUAAGCUUGUGAAUCUGUUUCCGCACAAGCCCAUAUCUCUGCUGCAUCAUCUUGAAGAGCUUCAAGUCAAGAAUUGUGGUUCCAUUGAAUCGUUAUUCAACAUCCAUUUGGAUUGUGUUGGUGCAACUGGAGAUGAAUACAACAACAGUGGUGUAAGAGUGUAA
This is a messenger RNA of Lactuca sativa (garden lettuce), 1233 nucleotides long. Lineage: Eukaryota; Viridiplantae; Streptophyta; Magnoliopsida; Asterales; Asteraceae. The record is from RefSeq and is a predicted model, not a curated record.